Molecule: messenger RNA, 3526 nt
Organism: Ooceraea biroi (clonal raider ant)
Lineage: Eukaryota; Metazoa; Arthropoda; Insecta; Hymenoptera; Formicidae
Product: A-kinase anchor protein 17A
Source: RefSeq, a predicted model, not a curated record
CAUCAUCUUACACCGUGAUUCAUGAUCCAUGAGUCUGCGACAUCCCGCGAGUCAUUCGUUUCGGAACGCUUGUUUAUCCUCGAGAUCGCUUUAGAUCGUUUGGGAUACAUCGAAAUCCAUUGAGAUAUAUUUCUUACGGACGCGCGUGAGAGGAGGAGCGCGGGUGGCGCAUUCGCGUUCGCGUUGUUCGCUGAUCCUCGCGUCGUCUUGCCGAUUAUCGCCGACUCGUUCACGCAUCGUGUUCUGAAAUCUGAACUUGGCAGACUCGCAGCGUAAUCGCAGCGGUGUCAGUUGCUUCGAGGAGAAGCAUCUUCGCGAGCGUCGCGCGACGCAACCUCUCUACUGAGGCGUUCUCAUCCCGCCAGCUUGUCGCGAGACACGCUCAAAGAGAGAAGUAGCGAGUGAGAGCCUAAUUUGAUCGAUCCAUCGUGACCAUUAGCGCGUCUCACUCUGUAGUAGCUUUCUUUAGCCGACGAUGAGCGACAAUAAGCAGGUAGGUGAAACUCCCAGUAACGAGGUUGUUAACCGAUUUCGAAGCUGUAGGGACCUGAGCGACAUUGUACCGUUGUACGCACCACGCGCGCUUUACCUGAAACCGCUUGCCAAAGUUAACGUGUCGGUCACUCUGCCCCAACUGAAGACUCCAGGCAAAACAAUAUCAACAUGGGAGGUAAUGGAGAAGAUCCGCACGCUUAUACUGCCGGACGAAUUCGCGUCUCUGAAAGUGGCCAAGAGCACGCUGGAAUUCAUCCGGCUGGAGGGCGACCUGCGGGACCGGUGCAGGUUGCCGAGGGUGCUCGCCAGGUUGGACUCGCAACGUUUGAAUCUCGCUGGUUUUCCCAACGUCCUCAAGGUCCGCGCGGCCGAGGCGAAGGACGAUUUCCCGACAAGACACAGCUGGGAUUCAUACUUCAGGGAUGCGAAACACAUGAACGAACUGAAAGCUGGCGAAAGACCGGACACUAUCCACAUUACCGGUCUUCCGGUUGAAUGGUUCACCGAAGACGGUGCGAGCGUGCCGAGCGAGUCACUCAUCGUCAAGAUCUUCAAGAAGUGGGGUACGCUGAGGAGAGUCGACGUACCCGCGGCAGACACAUACAGGUCUAGAAUGCGACUCGGCAAUAAUAUACACAAAUUCAGCUACGAAGACGGCAUAUUUUUUUACGUUUACGUGCAAUAUGUCGAGUACAUGGACUUCGUCAGGGCGAUGGACGCCUUGCGCGGUAUGAAGUUGCUAAAGAAGGAUGGUCAGAAAGCGCUGACCACGCCAAUAAAGGUUGAUUUUGAUAAAACCAAGCACAUGAGCGACAACACAGUAUCGCAUCGAGACUUCGAAAGGAAACGCUUAAUAGCGCAGGACAAUUUAGCGGCAGAAAAACUGCGAAGGAAAGAGGAAGAAGAGAAGAAGCAGCGGGAGGAGAAAAAAAAAAGGGAAGAGGCAGAUUCGACAGCGAAGAAGAAUCGGCAGCAGAAACGGGAGGAGAAACGGAAACGUAAGGCUCUAACAAUGUUCCGCAAGCAGGAGGAAGACAAGGUAUCGAUGAAGAUCGCCAGAGAGGAACAAAAAUUGAUAAAAGCUCAACGACAGUUGGAAAGCAUACGAUUGAUGGACGAAUUGUUUGACAGGAUAAAGAUGAAAGUGGAGAGGAAAGAGAUUAAGUUGGAUCACAGCGUAAGCGCGGAGGCGAAGAAGGACGAGAAGAACGAAACUGUCAAUAACAAACUAGACACGGAGCAAGAUAAGAAAACUAAGCAGGAGAAACAGCUCAAGAAAAAGAAGAAAGAGAAAAAGAAGAAGAAAAAACGAAAGAAGAAGCUGAAGAAGGGUGAUGAGUCCGGGUCGGACAGCACGACUGACGAAGACUCGGACAAGGAGACGGCAAAAAAGAAGCUCAAGAGCGUCCUGAUAAAGAACGACCACACGUCUUCGUCUGCAGGUGCCGUCGUCCCAGCCGCGAAUCUUCCUUAUGACUAUUCUGACUCGAUAUCACUAUCAAGGAUACCGAUAUUGCCGCCGAUCGCACAUAAUCCGUUCCACCAUCCGCCGAGGAUGCCGCGGUAUCCGGGAGGGCGCAUGCUAAGAUCACCAAUGUCGGCAUACUCGAUCCAUCAUUCCAUGCUACCCAUGGGCCGCGGUUACAUUCCUCGAUGCGACAUGAACUCGUACGUAUUGUCCAAUCCGUAUCUGUACAACGGUCAAUACUACGAGUACUUCACGCAUUUGGUGAAUCGGGACUCGGCCAAGGGGCGUAAUCGUCGAAAAUCGACGAGCAGAUCCGCGAGCUGGGCGCGGACUAGAUCAGGCUCUAAGCCCAAGUCCGGCAGCGCGUCCAGAUCGCGCAGCAGGAGAUGCAGCGGCUCGCGCUCGAGGAGCCGCGGCAGAGUGUCUAGGUCGAGAUCAGGAUCGCGUUCCUCCAGAUCACGUUCGAGACGGAAGUCACGAUCGAGGAGCCGUUCGAAGUCACGUGAUCGUCGGAAGAGCAGGUCUGUCUCGAGAAAGCGGUCGAGAUCGAGCUCCAGGACGAAGCGCAAGAGCGGCACAAGGUCGCGCAGCAAAAAACGCAGCGGCACGCGCAGCAGGAGUCGCGGCAAUAGGUCGAGGUCGAAAUCAAGGUCGCGUCGCUCCAAGUCCAAGCGGAAAUCGCGGUCCAGGAGCCGCUCCAGGUCUCGCGGUAGCUCCAGAAACCGUUAUAGAAGAAGGCGCGGAAGAUCCAACUCUGUCAGGGUCACGCGAGCGAAGUCGCGUACCAUGUCGCCCAGGCGGAGAUCACGUAGCAGUUCUUGGUCUAUGCCGAAGUCGCCAGGUCGGAGGAGCUGUUCCUGGUCGCGAAACGCCCCCGAGUCCAAUAGCGAAAACGUGAACAAGACAUCGAGCGAGGUAACUCAAGAACAAUCGGCGGAAACGACGGAAACGCAGAAAGAAGCGAACUGUGUAUUAUAAUUCUUCUUUCAUCGAAGAGAAAAUUGUUUUCCAAAAAUACUGCUUUUCUGAUGAUGUUAUUGAUGUGUUUAUCAUUGUAUACUACAAAGAAAUAUCAGGAAAUGCUUCUUGUAGAUCUUUGUAUGAUCUUUCUUCCUGUAUAUAACUUGUAAAUAAUUGUAUCGUUAUUACUCUCUUUGCAUUUGAUUGCCUAUAGGUUUUUACGUUUAAGCUGGAGAAUGUGGGUUUGCCUGUACAUGUUUAUUUAUAUGAUAAAAUCUGUUUGAAGUAUUGCGUUGAAGAUGUAAAACGCAGAUGUUUUGCAUUGAAACAAUUUUUAGUUAAUACUGACGUCAAAAGUAUAUGGAAAAUAUUUCUUUAGAAAAAUACUCAGUUUUUGUCAUCAAAUCGCAAGAGUUUGUGAAGUAUCUUGUUUGAUGAAUUAAAAAAAAUUAAUAAUUAAUGUUUUACACAUAUACGAAGGCCAAUUGUUUAAUAUUAAACAAUUCAUGAUGCGAACGUGCUACUGUAUUUUUUCAAACUUUUACUUGACUUUGUUUUUUUUUCUAUGUAUCCUGCUUUCUCCAUUAAAAGUUUUUUCCACUA